Messenger RNA from Pestalotiopsis fici W106-1, 7995 nucleotides. RefSeq lists its product as uncharacterized. NCBI's taxonomy places the organism in Eukaryota, Fungi, Ascomycota, Sordariomycetes, Amphisphaeriales, Sporocadaceae. The record is from RefSeq and is a predicted model, not a curated record. Gene Ontology annotation, cellular component: 90S preribosome; nucleolus; small-subunit processome. The transcript has 2 exons. Bases 1 to 7995 code for a protein of 2664 amino acids.
AUGCCCGCGACAUCAUCGGGACGUAUUGUCAAGUCCCGGAAGGGCAAGACGUCAACUCCCUCCCAGAAGAAUCACCGGUGGGAGUCUUUCACGACGAAAAUCUCCAAGCUCCAUUCGCUCGACCCUCUGCGCAAGGUGCGCCGCCACGAUCUCGACGCCGAAGACCUCGAUGCAACGACUUCAUAUUUCAAGAAUGGCCUGGAGAAAUGGGCAGAUCUCGAUGUCUCCAAGGGAUUCAUUCUCUUCAAGAGGGAGGUCUCUCCGCUCUGCGAGAGUUUGGCCCAAUUAAUUCACUUUGAAAGUAAGAUCAUGGACUUGCUCGACAAGUACAUAUCUGCUCAAGAGAAGGAGUCGCUGGAAUCUUUGCUCGACCUCCUCACUGCCUUUGCCCACGACUUGGGUACCAGGUUCGAAAAACAUUACCCCAGGGCCCUGGAUCUAAUUAUACAAAUCGCUGGCCGACGACAUGAUGCAGCGGUGAUUGAGUGGACGUUUGCCUGCCUGGCUUUCUUAUUUAAAUACCUUUCGCGCCUCUUGGUUGCAGACAUCCGACCGACCUACGAUGCCGUAUCUUCACUUCUAGGAAAGGCUCGCAACCCCCAAUAUAUCGCCAGGUUCGCAGCUGAGGCCAUGAGUUUCUUGAUCAAGAAAGCUGCCGCUCCUUCCCAUCGCGAAAAGUCGCUUCCACUCAUUAUUGAACACGCCCGCCUCGACCUUGAGAAGACUCGCGGUGAAAGACAGUAUGAGCUUUACUACCACGGCAUCAUGACAAUGUUUGCCGAGGCGAUCAAAGGUCAAGGAAAUGGUGUGCAUACCACCGCUCCAGCCAUCGUCAAGGCUUUAAUCACUUCGGUACCUAUUGCCGAGAGCUACUCGGAGGAUACGGAAACCUGGGCGGCAGUUGUCUGUGGUACACUUGUCAGUUCCGUGCAUCAUACCACAGUCGACACCUUUGCACCGAUAAUAGAAGCCAUUUUUGAUAGCGUUGUCCAGGAGCCCGGUCUGCGCAACGUGCUUUAUUUGCGCUUGCUUGGAACCAUCUCUGGCGUUCGCAAGGGUACUAGGAUUUCGGACUGGUCCAGUCUGCUUGACUGCCAAAACCAGUGUCUUAGUGCCUUGAUGCAAGAUAAGUCUGGAUUGGAAAGUCUUGAGGCUUCGGCAGUCUGGGACCACAUUAUUGUGAAUAUUGCUCUUGUCUGGCAAUAUGCGUCUUUUGAUGCAGUUGCCCCUCAUAUUGCAGGACUCACCAAAGCUCUCACGCAACAACCUCUCAAGUCAUGGUUUAUACCUUUCUGUUCCUACCUAUCCGAGCUGGAUGCCAGCAAAUUUCAGAGUCUAUUCUUGAGUCACUUUCAGAAGUUUGUCGCUUCCCAUUGGGCAGAGGACGCUAAUGAAGAUAUGCUCUAUGUCAUUCUACCCAAGAUGGUCCAGGGCAAUGCCAUUCCUACCCAAAAAGACAGCAAGGCGUUCACACUGCCACAGUCCUGGCAAGAUGAAAUCAUCAAGACGUUCGGUAGACUGGAAGCCUCGCCAUUUCCCGAAGCGGGCUCCAAGGUUGGCAACGACGAUACUGAAGAAUGGCGAAGUAAACGGCUGCCAAGAUAUGCGGCGAUUCUCCGUCUCUUGGAGUAUGUCAACGUAGACACCAAGACUAUCGAGUUCGUCUCAGACAGACUGUCGACAAAACUCAAGCUUGCCCUUCGACCGUCCGAUUCUCUAGAGACCGAGGAAGCCCGUUUCAUUGUCAGCCGAGGGUUUUCGUCCUAUCUCAGAAUGAGUCAAGCGAUUGGCCGCUUCGAUCAAUCUCUUGGGCCACUACUCAGAGCGGCUGCACCUCGAUACUCACGUCUUACCGGCUACCUAGAGGCGAUGCUUGCGUACGAGGCACAAUCGACAAGUUCAUCUAGCCCGACAUCUCAUGGCGACGGAAGUGUGAGCCCAGAAAAAGGACUCAGCCCCCUUCUGAAGAGUCUUAUCCGUAAUCUUUCAUCCCAAUCAUCCGAACUUCGCCUCGCCUCCCUCAGGUUGCUUGGUAAUAUGGAGUCCGCUCCGGACCAAUUGGAUGCUUUGUCAAUCAUGUUACAGACAGAGCAAACAUCACUGGAUCUGCAGAAUGCCCGAGCCAUUUCGGUUCAUCUUCGUAAACUUGGUGCAAUCUAUUCCCAAAUUGACGAAACCGCGUGGCUGCGCCAGGCAGUGCCUGCUUUCCUCUUUGGAAUGCUGACGGUCAAGCUUAUGCCUGUAUGGGAGACUGCUGUAGAGUCUCUCAAGCAAGUCAGCCAGACGCAAAGCGCAGAAGAAGUCAUCUGGGAUUUGGCUUUCGAAUGGAUUGAAGCUCCGUCCAAACGCUGGGACGGGUCUUCCAGAGAAGUUGCGACCGGUGGCGUACGCCGUGGUGCCACAGAUUUCGAGUGUCUCAACCUUGAUCAGCUAAGGGAGAAGGCUGACGCUACCAAACAUGCAUCCAUUGAAGCAUCGGAUAUUCUGCUCCAAGACUUUGAGGAAAGCCAAGAACAGGCUGAGGAGAGACCAGCAAAUGCUCGGACACAAGCACUCAAGGUUCUUUCAGCGGCUCCAAAUCUGGCAGAAAAACGGUCACGCAAACUAGUCCCUAUCUUUCUAUCCUGGGCAUCCAGCAGCGAUGAUCAUGGCGAUGCUUCAGAGGACGAACCAGUCCCUACUGAAGGCCAAUUUUGGUCCUUGACAGACAGAAAGGGGCUCUUGGGCGUAUUUGCAAAGUUUGGCAACCCCAAGGUUCUUUACCAAAGCCAGCAGGUCUACGAUGCGCUGUUGAAGCAAUUGGCAAAUGGUGAUAUUGAGGUUCAAAAGACUGCCUUGAAAGCCAUUGUGGCAUGGAAACAAGAAGGCGUCAAACCUUAUCAAGAGAAUCUUGAAUUUCUACUCGACGAAGCAAGAUUCAAAGAUGAGCUUACAACUCUUUUUCAAGGCGAUCGCCAAAUUCAAGCGAAACACCGUGCCGAGGCUAUGCCUGUCCUCCUCCGGCUCCUUUACGGUCGCACGAUUUCAAAGAAGGGAACAUCCAGCGGACGCGGUGGCCUCCAAGCUACCCGAUUAGCCGUGCUUCGAAACUUGAGCGUCGAGGACAUGGGUGGAUUUCUUGACAUUGCACUGGGUGAAUUGCGUGGCGUUCAAGUCAUUGACAAGAAUGGAAAAUUGCUCAGCGAGGUUGUAAAUCGCGAGCUUCUCACUGUGCGCAAGCAAGUCGGUUUUUUGAACAUGAUCCUCUCGAUGAUUAACGAGUUAGGCACGAGCGUUGCCGACUACACUUCCACGAUACUCCCCGCAGUGUUGUACUGCUUGAUCAGUGCUUGUCACAGACUUGGGCGGGCAAGUGGUGAAGAAGAGCAGACCGAGGAAGAGGGGCAUACUUCACUGCUACGAAACGUUCGAAGCAUUGCUCUGAAGUGUGUUAUUGCUCUGCUACGAAAUGCGCCUACGUUCAACUGGGCACCUUACUCGGAUGUUCUUGUCAAGGAAGUUGUGGCUCCUAGACUUGAGAAUCUGCCCAAUGAAAACACAGAAGGUGUAUCAGGCACACUGCAACUUCUCUCCACGUUUUCGCUCAUUCCCAAGACAGCUUUGUUUCUGGGUAUCGAUACUCGCAUUAUUCCCAAACUGACUGAUCUGUUAUCAAUCAUGAAGGCAAAAGAUGAAGUCAAGAUUUUUGCUCUGAGCAUCGUGCGCAACCUGAUCAGCCUUGCUCAAGCACCCGCUGCCGAGUCCGAGUUCAACGAACUCAUCAAGGAAGAGCUGCUCGACCCGAACCUAGAUGUUAUCCUGGGGAAGAUCAGCGGCUUGCUGCGGUCACAGGAGAGAUCCGAAAAUGAACCUGGCAAGGAACUGGGAAGAGAUCUGCUUGCUGCGAGCGUUGAGACUGUUGUUGAAUUGUCGCCAUUGGUUCAACAGUCUGGCAACACGACUGAGCUCAUUGACAUAUCAGUUUACUUGCUCAAUCAGCCACCCCGUCGUGUGCAUCCGAAAGUCAAGGGUGGUGUCCUCACAAUAUUGGAGAAUUUCUUGCAGCUCGUGGAUGCUUCUGAGACUAGCGGUUUGCGCAAUCGCAUCUAUGUCACUGUCUCAAGUCUUUACAACUUCUUCAAGGACAGGCCCAGUCGCGAGGCGUUGUCGAGAGUCCUCGCUGUUUUCAUCUCCAAAGACACAGAGGUCCGAGAUGAAGUCGCCGACCUCUGCAGCAAGCUCAACUCCUAUGUCGAGGGACGGAUUGAUGAGGCUAAUUAUGACACUCGGCUGGCUGCAUUCAACACUAUUACGAAAUCGUCUUUUACAGCCCGAGAAUGGGAGCCAUUGCUACAGAACAUGCUGUUCUACCUCAAACACGACGAAGAAUACGGUGUCCUAUCCUCAAACUCAGUCGACGGCAUUUGCAGAUUUGUAGAUGCAGCAACAUCAUCUACUGGACGAGAAAAGGAUACUUUCUUCGAUAUGCUCCAGAACAUGGUUCUACCCGCAGUCUUUUCUGGGGCAAGGGAAGCGUCCGAGACUGUAAGAAGAGAAACAGUUCGCAUGCUUGGAUACAUGGUCUCUCAUCUGCCUUCGUGGGCUCCAGUCAGUGAUUUGACAGGACUCGAUCCACCAGCCGAUGAAAACGAUGUAGACCCUAGCUUUUUCAGCCACAUUCUCAGCUCAGCUGCCUCUCGGCAGAUGAGGGCAUUGCAAUUUUUGUCGAAGGUCAACCACCACACCGAGCUGGGCAGUCGUAAUCUCGCACACUUCUUCAUCCCUCUCCUUGAGCACUUCAUCUGGGGGCGCGAGGAUGGUGAGGAUGAUCAUGGCGUGGGUGCGCAGGCAACAACCACCAUCGCUGAUCUGGCAAUUUCGCUUGAAUGGCCGCAAUUCCGAGCGAUCUUGGGCAGAUAUGUUAGCUAUAUUGAGUCCAAACCAGACCACCAAAAGCAGUUGGUCAGGAUUCUGGGCAAGCUGAUUGAAUCUCUUUCCAUCGCUGCAACGGAAAAGUAUGGAGACCUUGCCUCCCCCGACACCACUAUGAAGGAUUCGUCAGGCAAGAAACACCGCCUUGCAUCUACAAUGCCAGCCUUGGACAAGUUCAGUGACGACGUUGUCAACAAAGUGUUGCCUCCUCUUAUGAAGUAUAUACAUCAUAAAGACGAGACGACUGUCAGCUCACGUGUACCCGUCGGAGUCAUUAUUGUCCGACUACUCAAGAUACUUCCACCCGAGUAUUUGGAACAAAAGCUGCCCGGUGUCUUGACAGAUAUUUGCCAUAUCCUUCGGAGUAAGGCAUGGGAGUCUCGAGAAAUGGCGCGCGACACCUUGGCCAAGAUGACAUCCCUGCUUGGGCCUACUGCAUUUGGAUUUGUGCUCGACGAACUGAGAGGCGCGUUGACAAAGGGCUACCAGUUGCACGUACUGUCAUACACCAUGCACACAAUUCUUGUUCAAGUCAUCCCCGAGUUUCAACCAGGUGAUCUUGACUACUGCCUGGACAAGAUUGUUGCGGUCAUCAUGGACGAUAUCUUUGGUGCUGUCGGCCAGGAGAAAGACGCCGAGGAGUACAUUAGCAAGAUGAAAGAAGUGAAAAGCAGCAAGAGUCAGGAUUCCAUGGAACUCAUUGCCAGAACUGCUUCCAUCAGUCACCUAGUCGAGCUUGUGCGACCUCUGCAAGCGCUCCUGAUGGAAAAGCUUGACCUGAAGAUGGUUCGCAAGAUUGACGACCUAUUGAACCGAAUAGCCAAUGGACUGCUCGGCAACGCCGCAGCAGAGAGCAGAGAUACUCUGAUUUUCUGCUACGAAGUCAUUCAGAAGGUGUACGAAAGCAAAAAGCCAAAUGUAGAGGUGAAACUGGAUCCCAGGCUCCGCCGCUACCUGGUACAGAAGGGCGCAAAGAAAAGUGGCGAGCGUGGUACAACCAACAAGUACACUCACAAGCUUGUCAGAUUUGCAUUUGAUAUUCUUCGCUCAAUCUUCAAAAAGCACGACAGUCUGCGUAACGCUGGCAAUAUUACUGGUUUCGUCCCCAUAUUUGGUGAUGCUGUCGUUUCAGGGGAGGAGGAAGUCAAGAUUGCCGUCUUCAAACUUCUCACUGUCAUCGCAAAGGUUCCGUUCAAGACGGAUGCUUUUGCGAAGCUGUACAAAGUUGUGGCCAAGGAUGCGAUCAAAAGCAUUUCGAUCUCAACCACGACAAGCACUGACCUGGCUCAGACCGCGUUGAAGCUUGUCUCGGUCAUCUUGAGGGAUCGGCGAGACAUUCCCAUCAGGGAAGCUGCAGUAGACAUGCUCCUGGGCAAACUGAAGGAUGACUUGACCGAACCACUUUACCGCCACGUUACUUUCAAUUUCUUGCGCGCGGUUCUUGACCGCAAGGUUGAAACCGCUGCAGUGUACGACACACUUGAUUAUGUUGGCAGUGUCAUGAUCACCAAUGACGACAAAGAUACUCGAGAUCUCGCUCGUGGUGCUUUCUUCCAAUUCCUUCGUGAUUAUCCACAGAAGAAGAAUAGAUGGGCAAAGCAGCUCAGCUUUGUCGUGGCCAAUCUCAAGUACGAGCGCGAGGGCGGCCGACUUUCCGUCAUGGAAGUUGUUCAUCUUCUCCUCAUGAAGUCGGCCCAAGAUUUUGUUCAGGAAGUUUCCACUACAUGCUUCAUUCCCCUCUUUUUCGUACUGGCAAAUGACGAUAGCGAAAAGUGCCGCCUUGCAGCAGGUGAGCUACUCAAAGAGAUUUUCCGCAAAGCCGACAAGGACAGCACUGCCAAGUUCCUCACCCUGCUUCGCAACUGGCUUGCACAAGAUGGGAAUCAGACCGUACUACGACUCUCCAUCCAAACCUUUGGCUACUACUUUGAAGCAAGGGAGCCCGUGAGCAAAGACCUAAAGGACUUGGGCCUUGUCUCAAGCAAAAUAGUCGAGAUUCUGGACGACUAUGCGACCUAUGCGAAUGAUUGGGAGCUUAUCAACACGAUUGUGGAGACGGUGGCGAUUCUGAUGGACAAGCAUGAGGCCGUGAUACUCGCCAAUGAGAAGCUAUGGCACGCCGUUGGAAAGCCACUUGCUUCCCAACAUCCAACAGUCAAGUUGUCAAGCAUCAAAUUGCUGAACAAAUACUUGAGCGACUUUUACGAGCACACCGAGCAAUCGGAGGAAGCUGAGGCCCUCGUCGGCUCCCAGGGAUUGCGUCUCGAAAAGGACGCCGUCGAGGCUCUUGUCAUGCUUGCAGUCAAUAUCAUCAGCCCACCUACAAUUGCUAGAUGGCGUCGGCGCUUGUCCAAGCAGGGUGCCGAGGAUAUGCCGGAGAUUGAGUCCAACACUGAAACGCCAGAUGUUGAUGAGAAUCUGGCAGGAGAGGUCGUGCAGACUCUGGCACGCCUGGGCAAGUUCUUGGAUCCCAAGCCAUCUGCUUCUGACAAUGCAUCACUCAAGGUUGGCGAUGAUGAAGGUGAUGAAGAGAGCGAAUUGAGCGACACUGAUGAAGAAAAGUCAAAGGCCGCUUCCAUCACCCUGCACACGCUGUUCAACUUCCUGUCUGACAUUUUAGUCAUUGAAACGGCGGCUCGGGCCUCCGCGCUCAUCCCCAAGGUUGCGGCAAUGCAACUCUUACACCUCUAUGUGGCGACACUUCCUUCCACGACCCACAUUGCACCCUCGCUUAAUAUCCUACUCACUCCACUGCACCACUUGACGGAUCCAUCCAUUCCGAUCCCAUACUCGACCGACCGGUCUUACAAGCCGCGCGUGGAGGAGCUCCAGGACAAGGCCCGGGAGCUCAUGGAAACGCUGCAGCGCAAGAUUGGCACAGAACUCUACACGCGAGAGCUACUUGAGGUUCGGGAGGCUGUCAAGAGGCGCAGGGAAGGACGCGCCCGGAAGAGGAAGAUCGAGGCUGUGGCCCAACCGGAGCGCUACGGAAAAUUCAAGAAGGGGAAGCUGGACAAGAAAAUCAAGCGCAGAAAAGAGAGGGCCGGGGAAGAGCGAGAAAGACGUCACGGAGGGCGGUACUGA